This is a messenger RNA of Pantherophis guttatus, 2198 nucleotides long. NCBI's taxonomy places the organism in Eukaryota, Metazoa, Chordata, Lepidosauria, Squamata, Colubridae. The record is from RefSeq and is a predicted model, not a curated record.
CCUGUCAGCUGCAGUUCCUUUCUCUCUGUCACUCCACUCCACUCCACACACACAAACACACGCAUGCACACAGAGUGACCACUGAUGUUUGAGAGAGUGACCUAUGCUGAUCUGCAGUUUGUAGGAAGCCCCCUGGAGAAAAGCCAUGGGGAAGAGCUGGACGAAGGGGAGCUCACCUAUGAGAACCUCCAGGGAUCCAGGGCACAGGAGGAGCCCCCCAGAACUGGCCAGGGGGCCAAAGGCCAGAGUCUUCUUCAGGAGACCCCCGUGAGGGCAGAGGGGCCUGCAGUGGCCCAGGGGAUCAAACCCCGAAAACAGCAGCCUGCUGCAAGGACACGAAGCGCCCUGGUCUCGGGGCAUCAGGACAGCGGAGGGUGGAGACCCCAGACCAGCUGGGGGGCCUUGGGAGUGCUGGGCAUCAGCCUCUUUCUUCUCUCCGUCAUCGUCAGCCUUGGGGUACAAUACGCGCAGGCCACCCGGCAGCUCCAGCAGGCAUCCCAAGACCAUGCGGCCGAGCUCAACUCCACUGUGGUGGCUCUUUGGCACAGCUGGGCAGCUGAGAACUGGACCCAGCAGCAACUGCAGCAACAGGAGCUCCUGCUGGACCAAGCCAACCGCAACCUGGAUUUCCUGUGGAGGGAGAGGAUGAGCCUGAUGGCCAACCUCAGCCAGGCCUCCUCCUGCCAGCAGAUCGGCUGCUGUUCCCCAGGAUGGAAGCUCUUUAGAUGGAAGUGUUUGCGGAUUUCUGAUAGACCGAAGACUUGGGAGGGCAGCCAACAGGACUGCAAAGGCACUUCCUCUCACCUGCUUAUUCUGAAAACGUCCUGGGAUGCUCAUGAUGUCUGGCCCCCUGCGAGCCCCGAACGAUCAAAUCGUUACUGGAUUGGCCUAAAAAAAUCAAGGAGCAACUUUUUCUGGGUUGAUCAAACCCCUGACAUCGGGAUUUCCAUGGGGGGAUCAAGUUAUAAACAAGGCUGUGUGGAACUGCAUGAGGGAGCUUUGAACGUUUGUCCCUGUUCUGAAGGGAAGAAAUUUAUCUGCGAGAAGCCUGCCAGGCCUUGGCCAUGAAAGGCACAGGGCGAAAUCGGCUUUUUCCUUUCUGCAGCUGCCUCGCUCUUGGCUUACUGCCAGCUUGCCGUCCCCCAAGUCUCCCUAUUCUCCCUCCGCCUCCUGCCCACACAAUCCUCCCCCCAUCUGGGGCUCCGGCACCAGGACUUCAACAGGAAGCUACACCCUGUCCAAAUGAGACCCCUCCCCAAACUCCCAGGAAGGAAUGGCGCAGGGGAGCUGCCCAGAGUGGAGGCAUUUGCACUCUUGGCCCCUCAGGAGAUCCCCUUGUGACCCCCCCCCUCGGCCUUGACAUCCCCUCCUGGCAGGAUCCAGAGUGGUGGGCCUGGCCCUUGCUUGAAAGGAAAGCAGGUGCUCCCCAUCCCUUUCCAGGGUGCAGCUGUCGGCAGGCAGCAAAGGCCUGGCUACCCAGGUGGGGUCUCCCCAGACCGUCUUGCAACCUGUCUCUGGUCAGAGGUGCAGGGAGGGGGCACCUUCCCCCACUAGGACCCACAGCUUUACUGCAGCUUCUCCCAGCCAGCCCUCCCCCACCCAAUCCAGCUACCCCCGAAAAGUGUCCAGAAGCUUCAGCCGGUGCAAAAGGAGGCUGUGGGGGCAAUCCUGUCUGCCCAAAGAACGGCCAACACAAGCUGUGCUGGGUCCAAUUCAAGGUGUUGGUUGGGACCUAUAAAGCCCCACAUGAGCUGGGGUCAGGUUACCUAGGAAACGGUCUGUUAUACCAGCCUGACCCACCUAGUCAGGCAGGGAAGAUGCAUUGUGGACCCCACCAAUCAAGACAUUCCAACUGGGGGGUUCAGGAAGGGAGCCUUCUCUGCCAGUCCCCUCCCCCCCAUGGAAGAUUCGCUCACUGGGAGAUGAGACAGCCCCCCACCCCCACCUCACCUGGCACAAAACAUGGCUCUGCAGCCUUGUGUGGGGUUCAGAUAGGAGGCCUCGGCUAUGGGGCUGUCUAGUCCCCGGCAAGUCCUCCCCCAGCUUUUAAUUAAUUUUCACACUGCUUUGUAAUUCAUCCUUGUCUUUUUAAAUUUUAUCUACUGUUUUUAUGUUGUGGUGUUUUCUCUGUACAAAGCCCAGAGUUCUUCUGUGAGGGAAGUGGGCGGUUUUAAAAUUCAAUAAACACAUAAAUUAAA